Anguilla anguilla (European eel) is the source of this 3908-nucleotide messenger RNA. Its product is annotated as rap1 GTPase-activating protein 1. Lineage: Eukaryota; Metazoa; Chordata; Actinopteri; Anguilliformes; Anguillidae. Gene Ontology annotation, biological process: regulation of small GTPase mediated signal transduction; activation of GTPase activity. Gene Ontology annotation, cellular component: cytoplasm. The record is from RefSeq and is a predicted model, not a curated record. Bases 459 to 2186 code for a protein of 575 amino acids. Gene Ontology annotation, molecular function: GTPase activator activity. The transcript is spliced from 19 exons.
CUGUCUUGGUCUCCCCUCUCUCAGUGUGUGUUGUCAAUAAUUGAUGAUUUUUACUGACUCAAAGGGUAACAGGUCUAAAAGCUGAUCUUUCAUUUAGCCUCUUCCCAAGCCGUUUCUGUGCUCGGUGUCUCACCGUUUGUCUGCAAGCGUGUGUGUAACUGCGUGUGCAUGUCUGACCACGUCAGCAUACCUCGAUGCAAAUGCCGUAUAUUCUCUUUAUUUAUAUAUCUGUCAUAUCGGUUUAUAUCCACUUAUGGCAGUGAAGGAGUUAACUAUGUCAGUCUCCCUAACAGCAGGGCAGAGGAAAGGAAGUAGAGAGAUUAAAUGAGAAAGAGGCAGGGGGUAGAGAAGAGGGAGACUGAGAGGGACUGAGAAUUUGAUUCAGUAAUCACACUGACUGACUGCCUGAAAGGCUGAUUAAUCUGGACUCAACAGCACAUCAACACUGACACAGAGAGAUGGAGAAAGAGAGAAGAAAUGACAAAUUCUUUUCCAGGAAGAGAAGUUUCACUUUUGGUGCUUACGGAGGGGUGGACAGGUUCAUCUGUGAAGCGCGACAAGAAUCCAUAGAGCGGAGCAUCCUGGACAUACUUGACUCUCCCACUAAUGAGACUAAAUCUGUACUCACUGCGACCACAAAUCAGAGGUCCACAGACCUUUUUGAAAUAAUCGAGAAGCUUCAGGGAAGUCGUCUCGAUGAACAGCGAUGUGCGUUCCCUCCCCCGUUGAAGCUUUUAAAGAUAAGCAGCACCCUCCCCUUGAUUCUCCCCCCAAAAUCAGGAGGCUACUGGAUAGAUCCUCCCUUUGAAAAGUUUGUUGAGACCAGCCCCACCUCUUCUGUCCCUGGACUCGAAGUAGAGAGUUAUGACAUUAUGGAACGAGACAGUGAAGCAAAGAUCUACAGAGAAUGGUUCAGACCCAAGUAUCAUAACUCAUUCACAGCAGUUGACCCUUCGCUAGGACCGCUUGUUCUCUCUGUUUGUUUGGAAGAAGAGGAAAAAAGACUGAGAGUCAUACUGAGAAUGAAAGAAUGCACUCUGCAAGGCAUUUUUUCUCUCUCUCUCUUCCAACACUUCCCUACUGCUAUUGAGCUGGCUAAGAUGUUGUGUGAGUCUGUUACUGUGUCCCAAUUUGAGGCUGUCAGUUACCUCAAGGCACCAGAACUUAUCACAGCAUUCGAUGAGCACAGAGUGUCACAGAAUUUCAAGUUUGGUGUUUUGUACCAGAAAGAGGGACAGCUCACAGAAGAAGAUAUACUUAGUAACAAUGAAGAAAGUGAGGAGUUUCAAGCUUUUCUGUCAAUUUUGGGGGAAACGGUGAAACUGCAGGGCUUCACAGGGUUCCGAGGAGGUUUGGAUGUGUGUCAUGGUCAGACAGGAAGCGAUGCAGUUGUCACUUCCUUCCACGGGAGAGAAAUAAUGUUUCAUGUGGCUACCAAACUGCCCUUCACAGAGGGUGACACGCAGCAACUGCAGAGAAAAAGACACAUUGGAAAUGAUAUUGUUGCGUUGGUUUACCAGGAAGGCCCAGCCCCUUUUAUCUCUGACAUCAUCAGCUCUCACUUCCUGCAUUGUUUCAUAGUUGUCAGGCGGAUGCCAAAAGGAAGUAGGGGCGAGGAAGCAAAAGGUGCAACAUUUCAGGUGUCAGUCACAGCAAGAGAGGACGUGCCACCAUUUGGUCCUCCCCUCCCAGAUCCACCUAUUUUCACAGAGUGUCCUGGCUUUAGAGAAUUCCUUUUGACCAAACUUAUCAAUGCAGAGAUUUCCUGCUACAAGGCUGAACGAUUCAGCAGAUUGGAGCUUCGUACUCGUUCAUCUCUCCUGGAGGGACUGAGAUCAGAGCUGUCCUCACAGUCCCAGUGCAUGCUGGGAGAGCCGACCCCUCCAGCUCUUGCUCUUUCUGAUGGGGUUAGGGGCGGGUCGGAAGGAGGUGGCGGGUUCAUUGAAAACUUCAAGAGGGCAAUCAGGGUACGCAGUCACUCUUUUGACACCCUGGGGGUACCUAAAAAGACAGGCGUAGGGGGGCCACCACAGAAGCCUCGAGUAUUCCAUGGUACAUCACCUGGAGCAGAUAAAGAAGGAGAAAGUGAAUCAAGCAACAAGCAGUCGGGACCCAACCUUCAGCUGAAUGGCAGUCCCAAUAAUGGAGAUGGUAAAGGUCAAAACAGUCCACAAGAGGAUGAGUAGACAACAAUAAACUGUAUGUUCACUGUGCUUUAAAGGCACAGUGCUCCUAAUUGAGAAUGUACUUCUCUUACACAUUGGCAAAUAUGUAAUGAGAGGGAUAUUUAUUGGAUGUACAGCACAGGUAUUUUUAUUAUUAUAAAUUAUAGUAAACUGAGUAAACCAUUUGAGGAAAAAUACAUAACUCACAUUGAUAGGCUGUAACAAUGACUGUAUUCUGUAAUCUGAAUGAAACAAAUGUCCAUGCUUUUGUAUGUCACAUUUAACUAUUCUUCAGCUAUAGCAUUACUAAGCAUCGGUCAUUUAAAUCCUAAGACACCAGUUCAGCCUUGAAAACCAAAGAGCUCUGUGAUGCAUUUGUACUAGAUUAAGAAUAUUUAGAAUAUUUAUUUUUUAAAAAUCAAAAAAAAAAGUUUCAAUGGUAGUUGAACAAUUGAGUAUGUACCGUGGGGCAUCCUGUGAGGAACCUAUUUAGUCUUCAUUUUUAGCUGGACUGAGGACAAGGACGAGGGGAUAAGGAAUGAAGUAUGUGUCUGAGCGCAGUCAAGGACAAUCCCACCAACCACAUCCUCCCUCCCUGGCUGACAUAUGGUCGGCUUUAAGCCUACCACUCCGCAUGGCUGCAUGCCGCAGUCAUCAGUGGGAUGGUCCGGAUUCGUCGCCUGACCAAAAGACGCAUCCAUGCCCGUGAGCCCAAUGUCUCAGCCGGAUGAGUCAGCUGAUAGCCCAGUCUGGUUACGUUUCGACGGCAUGAAAAGAACAAUACUGUUAAAACAUCUGAGACUGUGGCUUGGUUAAACCACCACACUACGGUGCAUAGAUGAGCCUCAUGGCCUCGGAUCGAGUCCGGACCAUUGCAGCGCCGAGCGUGGCUGGCGUGGUCCAUAUGGCAACACGAAACUGGCGACUGUGUCACCGAGGGUAUGGGAGGAUUCAGUCCGGCAGGGGGGUCCACAUUAAUCACUAUCUAGCGACCCCUACUGGCCAUUAUGACACCCGUGGACUGCCUGCUAAAGCCGGCAGGCUCUGCUCUAUGCAGGCUCAUCUGAAGUCUGUGGUGUGUAAGGGGCAGCUGGAGGAGAACCAUGGAUGUCCACAAUCUCCUAAAUUGGCAGCGGGUUUAGCGCGGCUGCGGUUGCGGGCGAUGGGCCCUUCCAAAAUGGCGUGGGAAUUGGAUAUGCUCAGCCCAAAUAAUAAAAACCGGGCACCAAAUAAUAAAAACAUAUACAACACAAUCCAGGCUACAUUCGUGGAGGCUUAGAGAGUGUUUUCUGUCUGCGGACAAUUUGUUGCAAAGAUCAGAAAUUCAUUGAAUGUGGAGUCCAUUGAUGUACUCUACGUUUUGAAAGUGCACUUCCAAAGGAAAAAAAGAACUCACUUGAGUCAUUACAGGCCUAUGCCUAUUUUGUUUUGCUUAGCCUAUUGGCCAACAUUUUAAUUAGAGAGAUAUCUGUCUUAUUUAUGAUUGGCCACAGUCUGUUGUAUUUGUAAUAGGCCAAAGUAUAUUUUGUUUUAUUAUGCAAAGUCUAUUUUGUAGUUAUUAUAGGCCAUUUUGUUAUGUUUUUUUGUUUUUACAUAGGUCUCAAAUGUUUUAUUGGUGAUAGCCUAUUUAAUUUAUCACAAUGUGAGAGCAUAUAGGCCUAUGAAUGCAGUGCUGAAUUGGCAUUGUCUAAUGUUUAGCACCUGUUUGUAGUGCUGAAAGUACAAUAAAGAAAUGUUCUGUGA